Melampsora larici-populina 98AG31 is the source of this 3409-nucleotide messenger RNA. RefSeq lists its product as uncharacterized. Gene Ontology annotation, biological process: mitotic chromosome condensation. The record is from RefSeq and is a predicted model, not a curated record. Bases 1 to 3234 code for a protein of 1077 amino acids. Lineage: Eukaryota; Fungi; Basidiomycota; Pucciniomycetes; Pucciniales; Melampsoraceae. Gene Ontology annotation, cellular component: condensed chromosome; condensin complex. The transcript is spliced from 17 exons.
AUGGCUCGAGCACCAUCAACGAAGAAAACUAGCUCAAGGUCAAAGAAGCCUGCCACGGCUACCUCAAUUCCCGAAGACGCUCCAGUCGAUGAAGUUAAGACCACCAACAAAAAGAAUGACACACUCAACACGAUCUCAAAUUCAAUUCUUGCUAUCUUUAAUCAAUCUCAAAACUCAUUAACUGGUCAUCGAAAAUUGGUCAACAAUCUACACAGAAUCUUUAUUUCGGCUAGCGCAAUCUUUGAAGAAACUGACGCCGAUGAAAUGAAAGAUACUGAAAAGACUAUCAAACUUACGGGCGAGAAGACUUUCACUGAAGCAAUCUAUACUGUACUGGAUAACUUGGUUUCAACCAAAAAGGGUAUUGUUGAGGUGGAUCGGGUGAUCAAGUUUAUUGGAGCGUUUUGUUCAUUUGCUACUGAUCAUGACCCUCUCAAGGAUUCGUCAGAUCAAACUCCUACCAAUCGACUGCUAUUACACAUAAUCAAAUAUCUCAACCGCGGGUUUGAAGCAAAGAACAAGAUCGUUAGAUUCAGAUGCUGUCAGUUGCUGGCUUAUGUGGUGAACAGUCUCGAAGAUAUUGACAAUGAUCUUUUUAGUGAACUCAAGUCCAAACUACUGGUCCGAAGUCACGAUAAAGAGAAAGAUGUGCGACAACAAGCCGCUAUUGCUUUGAUGAACUUUAGACCAGUCGGCGAAGAGGAGGAUGAAGAUGAGGACGAAGUGAAUGUUAAUGACGCGCUAAUUGACCUAAUGAUCCGUGAUCCAUCCUCUGAGGUUCGCCGUACAGUUUUACAUAAACUAUGCGAAGUACCCAACUCGAUCACCUUACCCGCCGUUCUGACCAGACUACGAGAUGUUGACACUCUUAUCCGACGGACGGUCUACAGAGACCUGUUUUUGGCCGUCAAUGCAAAACCAGAACCUACCCUUUCACCAGACCCUUCUCAGUGUUUUACUUUGGACGAACGUCAUUUAAUUCUCAAAGGUUUGAAGGAUCGUGAAGAGGCUGUUCGUAAGGAAGCCACAAGUUUAGUCAAUUGUUGGAUCCGAUCAGGGUUUGGUGGUAAUAUCGAAAAGUUCCUUCAGACGAUGGACCUUGUAGGAUUGAUUUCAGAAGAAGAAGAAAGUGAAGGUGAAUUGGUGAAAACAGAAAACAUCGAAAGAGCUGUCAAAGCUUGGAUCUCAGCUGGUGGACUGGAAGAUAGUCUUGAGGUCGAAGACUUGACGGGGGAAGCUACGCCUGUUGAGUUAUGGUCCGAAUCCUGGUGGGCUGACAUUAAUCCAGAAAGGGCUUUUUUGUUACGCGUUGUGACUAAUCACUUGAAGUCUAUUCAGGACGAAGCCAGAUUGGAUCAAGUGAUGCCAGUGGUCACCGCUCUCGCUUUUCGAAUUGAACAUAAUUUCACGGCUUUGUCUGAAGCACUAGAGCUCAUCUCUAAGACUUCCUCAACAGACAUGGCCGACGAGGAAACUCAAGAAAUAGUCAGGAAGGGUGAAGCAAAGACCUUUGUAUUGAAAGAACUCCUUUCUGUAGCCAUGUUGGCGGACUAUGGUGACGAAACUGGUCGAAGAAAAAUGUUCUCCUUGUUACGUGACCUAAUUGUGGAUCAGCUCCUUCCUCUUCCUCUCAUCGCCGGCUGCUUGGAGAUCUUACUUAAGCUAUCAACAGGCGAGCGAGACUUCAUGCGAGUGAUUGUCGAGUCGGUUCAAGAGUUACGAGGAAAUUUAGAAGCUGACCCGGCCUGCGCGAGUGACGCGAAUGGGCGACCAGCGGCCAGCGGCGGAGGUGAUGGCGAUGACGACGACGACGAUGAAGAUGAUGACGAAGGACAUGGAGAGGCCAGCUUUAGAAAAGGCAAAGACGGUGGAAUACGAGUUGCAACCUUCUCGCUCAAUCCGGUCAAUGCAAGCCUCGACUUGAGAUCCCUGGCUAUUGUAAAAGCUUUGCUCGAGAGAGUUUCGGGGUCCAUCAAAGAUAACACCAGUAUGUUUGGCAUAGUUCAUGAGUUAAUCGUUCCAGCUGUUCGUUGUAAAGAAGGCCCAAUUCGUGAAGGGGGCUUAUUGGAUCGACAAAUCGCCCUGGAUUCAUUUGGCGUUUUUAUUCAUCAAGUUCAAGCAGCAGAAGUUGAACUGAGGACCAAAGUGUUGAAAAUUGUCUUUGAUCUGCUCUUGCAACAUGGUAUUGGAUUUCUGGCUGAAAAGGGUCAUGGGCCGGAUAGGGUGGUAGAAUUCUUAUUGUACUCAUUGGACCAAGAGUCUAAAGAAGUUCAGGCGACCGCUGUCGUAGGAAUUUCUAAGCUUAUGUUGUCGGGUAUUAUCACAAACUCUGAAGUACUCCAAAUGCUUGUCUUGGUCUACUUUUCUCCAGAAACGUGUGACAAUCAAAAACUAAGACAAUGUCUCAGUUAUUUCUUGCCAGUGUAUUGUUACUGUUCUUCGGCAAAUCAACGGCGGAUGCAAUCUAUGAUGCUGCCGGCACUAGACGUGUUGGGUGGUGUUUAUGAUGAUCAAGAAGAUAAGAGUGAGAUGCUCUCUCCUGCUCAGAUCUCUGUCCAGUUGGUAGACUGGACAGAUCCAUCGAAAGUAGUUGUUCUUCCGGGAUGUGAAGUGGACUGGGAGGUUCAUCUCGAUGCAGCGAUUGAAGUUAUCAAGACUCUCUUCACUUCCACCCAAAAGGAACUAAAAGAGCGACGACCAUUAAGCGAUUCAGUUUCUAAAAACGUUGUUGCCAAAUUUCAAACUGGAUUACAGAAAAAGUUUCCAGAUCGAUUGAACCCAUUGGAAGAAGAAGCUUUACGUGAAAUCGCAGGUCUUGAGACAUUCUUCAACUAUAUACAAGAGUUUAUUGAUAAUUUGAAAGAAGAAGGUAGUGAUGAUGAACCAGAAAGUGGUUUGGAGCAAGGUGCUGAUAGUGAUGAUUAUCAAGCAAAGGUUCCAUCCAAAAGGAAGUCUAAGACACCUAUCAAAAAAUCAACCAAGAGUGCAAAAUCGCUGGCGAUGCGGAAACAAAGUCUUACAGACGAUGAAGACGAAGAUGACCCGGCACCACGGCGAUCAGUACGACCAAGAGCCAGUAGAGCAGACCCAAAAGUAGCAGCAAUUAAUGAAGAACUCAGCUCACUAAUUGGAAGUAGUACAGAUGAAGAUGAUUCAGAAGAUGAAGGAGAAGAAACAGAAAAGGAAAAUGAGAAACACUCUGAUCAAGAAGAUGAUGGGAAUCAAACUGCUUAGGGAAUCUUGGAUGGCUGAGAAUUUCUAUAUGUGUACUUGAUUGAGGAUUUUUGGGAUUUGUUUGAGUUUUUUGUACUUUUAUACUUGUGUCAGUGUGGGUUUGUGUGUUGUGUAAGUUGUAUUUGUAUCUGUGCUUGUAGAAUGGAAAAGGAAUAUCCUAAUUUUGAAUCAGGUU